UCAAUACUGAAACAGUUGAAUCAUGGCUAGCUGUAGUUUUAAGAUCCUGCUGUAUUUUAUCAUUCACUUAUGGAAACUUGAACAGAUUCAUAGUGCAGUGUCUUGCGUUGGUGAAAAUGGAAAAUAUGUUGAUUGGUUUAUAGUUUACAAGUUGCCGAAAAUUAAAGAAUCCGCUCGUCGUUAUGUGACAAUGGGGCUUGGGUAUGCUUAUAUGGACAGUGAAACAAAACAGUUUACACUAUCCGACAAAUCGAUUGGGAGCAAUGUAAGCGCAGUUGGCUAUACCUUGCAGCAGAUUUAUGCAGCAGCAAACGGUACAGGAUACAUCAUGUAUAAUGACGAAGAUCCUGAAGGACACCAGCCACUUAACAGAGGUCACACGAAGGGAGACCUUGCAUUCGACAAAACGUCAGGAUUCUGGUUAAUACACAGCGUUCCCACGUUUCCACCUUGUGCAACAAAGUCGUACAAUUAUCCUGAAUCUGGUGAGAUAUAUGGACAGUCGUUUAUAUGCGUCACUUUCAACUAUUCAGUUUUUAAUGAAAUUGGUAACCAACUCUUGUACAAUGGUCCAAAUAUCUACGAUAAUUUUCUACCAGAAUAUCUUGCCAGUGGUGUACCAAAUAUCCAGAAGGCAAUUGAUGGAAAAUACAAAUACAACAAGCCAUACGAAAACGUGGUGAAGCUGAAAUCGGCGGGAGGUACAACGCAUACAAGUUUCGCAAAAAGUAAAUACUUUGAAAGCGACCUGUAUAGCAAUCUUGUUGCACCUUUCUAUGAUACUGACCUUUUGGUUGAAACUUGGCAGAACGGUGCGGGAAAGUUACCACCAAACUGUAGUGCACUGACCGUAGAGAAUGUAUCGGAAAUACGUUUGGCAGGAGAAUCCUUUAAAGAGACUAAGGACCAUUCCAAAUGGACUGUUUCCAAGAUGGCAUCGGAAGAAUUGGUGUGCAUUGGUGAUAUAAAUCGAAUGAAAAGCCAGUUUAAACGAGGUGGUGGCACGUUGUGCACAAAUAAUGCUGACAUCUGGAAAGCGUUUCGAGAAGCUGUCACAUCAUUUAAAUCUUGUCCAGAAUUUACCGCUUGAGCCGAAAUCAGAGCACAACAAUAAAAUUUAAUUAUUUAGUAACAAUAUUACGAGCAUACUUAAAGGAAUACUUUGAACUUUUAAUAGUGCCCACCUGUGCACUUGAUUGUUUUUCUUGAUCAGGGUAAUUUACGUUGGCAUAAUUAUAUUUGUGCAUGCAUUUAUAUACCAUAAAUGCAUGGAGGAUAAACUAUAAAACUAUAUACAACAGUAUGGAAGAUAAACUAUAAGACUAUAAAUGUUUAGGUAACAAAAUCUAUA
Messenger RNA from Dendronephthya gigantea, 1351 nucleotides. RefSeq names its product plancitoxin-1-like. The record is from RefSeq and is a predicted model, not a curated record. Bases 23 to 1090 code for a protein of 355 amino acids. The transcript is spliced from 5 exons. Gene Ontology annotation, biological process: apoptotic DNA fragmentation. Lineage: Eukaryota; Metazoa; Cnidaria; Anthozoa; Malacalcyonacea; Nephtheidae. Gene Ontology annotation, molecular function: deoxyribonuclease II activity.